This is a messenger RNA of Gopherus evgoodei (Goodes thornscrub tortoise), 2125 nucleotides long. Its product is annotated as ankyrin repeat domain-containing protein 53-like. The record is from RefSeq and is a predicted model, not a curated record. The transcript has 5 exons. Gene Ontology annotation, cellular component: spindle pole. Gene Ontology annotation, molecular function: protein binding. Gene Ontology annotation, biological process: regulation of mitotic cytokinesis; regulation of mitotic spindle organization; mitotic metaphase chromosome alignment. NCBI's taxonomy places the organism in Eukaryota, Metazoa, Chordata, Testudines, Testudinidae. Bases 1 to 1272 code for a protein of 423 amino acids.
AUGGCAGCCACCGUGGGAAACCUGCACUGGCUCCAGGAAUGUCUGCAGAAAGCUGAGUCGCCCAACCAAGCCGAUAUCAAUGGCUUCUCAGCCAUCCAUCUAGCAGCUCUACACGGCCGGCUGGAGUGUCUGAAACUGGUAGUCGAAAAGUUUGAGGUUGAUGUGAACUUGGCCAGUCUGACAGGAUGGACACCCAUUCACCUGGUGAUGAACAAGGAGAGUGGCCCCAGGGCACUGGAGUGUUUGCAGUACCUCAUUGGAAAGGGGGCAGACAUCAAUAUUCAGAACCAGGGCGGAACGUCGCCACUUCACAAGGCAGCCAGUGAAGGACGCCUCAACUGCAUCAUUGAACUGGUCAAGGCUGGAGCUGAUGUCCAUGCCAAGGACGCAGAGGGGCAGCAGCCCAUUGACCUCUGCAGGAUAUGGGCCCACAGGAGCUGUGCUAGGUACCUGAGUGAUGCCAUGUGGAAAAUAGACAAGCGCAAUUUUGCACGUGAAAUGCAGAAGCUGAACCAAAUCAAAAGUAAAUGUCAGCGCUCUGAACAAAACUUCUGGAAGCUAGAGAAGUUCUGUGUGUGUUUAUUACAGAGGGAGCAGGAAUUGUUGAAUACAGUGGCAUUUUCUAACUGGCUUAGACAGAAGCAGCAACAGCAGUUGCCUGGCUCUGCUAAAAGGAUGCAUUUUCCCGAGGACAGAGCGAAGCUGGAUGCUGUCCCCAAGAAGGAAGUGGCUAAAGUACCUCCUGGAGAAAAAAAAAUCAGCGUACAGGCCAAGCGUAGGGCUAAGGUUAAAGGGGAACCUAAUUUAUCUGCCACUGCUCAAGCCCCCACUACGAAAUCACAGCGAGCUUGGAAUGGCAGCGUCAAUCCAUCCUCUCCUCUGGUGACAAACAUAUUCCGACCUACAACAGUCCGGCUGGGCACCAACCCUGAGGCCUGUGGGGAUCACGACUUCAGCUCCUUCUUGUUUCUCUCCAAGGACUCGCAGGGCCAGCCAGUGAUUGAAAUGGCUUACAAUGGCAGACUCUCCCCCGUCCCCAGCCUGCCCUAUGAAGUGAUCAAGAGGAACCUGUUCCCCCAUGCUCGGCCCAUCAGAGUAACGAUGCCGCAGGGAUUUAAACCCACGCACAUCUUCAAUGUGAAAAGGAAGCGGCUCCCCAGCCUGGAGCACCGGUGGACGGACGAAAUGGCUGUGAGCUUGCGGGAAACCCUGGACCCAGCAUUCAGAGCUACGCUAAAGGCUCACCUCUCUGCAAUCAACCACAGCAGCUAGAACUUCCAUCUGCAAAACCAGGGCUUCAUCCUGCGAGGCGCUGAGCCCACUCCAACUCCCACUGAUUUCAGUGAAGAGCAGAGGGUGCUCAGCGCCUCAAUGGAUCAGCCCUCAUACGGAUACCCUCCCCCCACUUCCAUGCUGCCUUUUUCUGACUCUUGGCUUUUGAAUAUUCAGCUUAAAAUGGCUUUGACUGGCAUAACCCAGCUAUGUGACUACCUGAGCUGGAGCAGGUAAGGGGUCGGUAUCACUAACACCUGAAGUGCCUUAUGAUCGUAAGAGAACUAGCCAGGAAAACGCUAGCUCAAAGAUAUCAGCCAUUUAAACUAGGACGUGCAUUAAACCUACUGCUCUUUGUGCUAAAGCCUUGUGUCCUUGCUCACCAAUACAACCGAAUUCCGGGUGUUUUGGGAUUACUGGGCUGAUGUCUCCAGAACCUCGCUUCUUCCACCAGACCAGUAACGACACCACAGCAGCACAGAACCUGAUGGGGAGGACAAGCCCCCGAGUGCCAAGGAUUUUCUGCCCAACAAAUUCCGAGCUCUCCUACAGAGCCCAAGACCCACAUGCUCUCUCUGCUUCUUGGCACCACGCUGGCAGUGGGGUAUGGGCCCUGGCUAAACUUUCCCUCCCUGCUAUAAAAAGAUAUGCUCAGACGCAGUUCACAGCAGGGGUAAAAGAUCAGGCUGGAUUGAACCGAAAACAUGGCAGGCAAAGCCUAUGCUGCCUUCCUUCGGAGUAUCCAUCGCACCCAUGGAUUAAAGAGAGCCCACGCAGACCUGGGCCCUAUUUCUCUGCAUUUCUUUGGCGUCAUAACCUCAGGUUUCAUUUUCAAACGUAGUCUCUCUAACCC